Messenger RNA from Cladophialophora psammophila CBS 110553, 1413 nucleotides. Its product is annotated as MFS transporter, FHS family, L-fucose permease. The coding region runs from base 1 to 1413 and encodes 470 amino acids. The record is from RefSeq and is a predicted model, not a curated record. Lineage: Eukaryota; Fungi; Ascomycota; Eurotiomycetes; Chaetothyriales; Herpotrichiellaceae. Gene Ontology annotation, biological process: transmembrane transport. Gene Ontology annotation, molecular function: transmembrane transporter activity. The transcript is spliced from 6 exons.
AUGGUGUUCUACAAGCGCAAAAUCACCGUCUCCGACGGUGAGAUCACAAACGCUGCCCAUCUUACAUUGAGGCAGUCAUUCUUACCAAACUGUUUGGUCACCAUCCUCUUCUUUCUCUGGGGCUUUGCGUAUGGACUUCUCGAUGUGUUGAACAGCCACUUCCAGACCACGCUCAAUAUCACCGCAUCUCGAUCUUCCGGUCUCCAAGCCGCUUACUUUGGAGCAUAUUUCCUCUGCCCUCUUACAAUCUCGGGAUGGAUUCUGCGGAGGUUUGGUUUUCGAAUCACAUUCAUGACUGGCCUGGCGGUGCUGGCUGUUGGAUGUCUCCUCUUCUGGCCGAGCGGCGUCAAAAAAUCAUUUGGUGGCUUUUGCGGCUCCAUGUUCGUGGUCGGUGCUGGGUUGAGCACGCUGGAGACCGCUGCCGACCCAUUCCUCGCAAUCUGUGGGCCACCGAGAUACAGCGAGAUCCGACUCAACCUUGCUCAGGCGGUGCAAGGUGUCGGUAGUUUCGUCGCCCCUUUGCUGGCGAGCAGAGUGUUCUUUGCGCACACUGUCGACACCGACCAAGGCUUGAGGAAUGUCCAGUGGACAUAUCUGGGCGUCGCUGGAUUCGUCGGCGUGUUAAUCGUUCUCUUCUUCCUGGCUCCUAUGCCUGAGAUCACGGACGCAGAUAUGCAUCAUCAAGAACAUGUCAUUGCGGAAUAUAACCCUGGACCGCUGCACAAGCAGUACACUCUGUUCCUGGGGGUGUGGUGCCAAUUCUGUUACGUUGGCGCCCAGGUCGCCGUUGCUGGAUAUUUCAUCAACUUCGUCAAAGAAACCGGUCGCUCGGCCGCCACCGCGUCGGACCUCCUCGCCGCUGCCCAAGGCAUCUACGCGGCCAACCGCUUCAUCGCAGGCUUCCUCAUGAUGAUCCCCGCCGUGAAGCCGCGGUACAUGCUCACGCUGUACCUGGGCAUGUGCUGCAUCAUCUCCUUGAUCGCGGGGCUCACGCGGGGCACGACCUCGGUGGCGUUUUUGAUGCUCGUCUUCGUGUUCGAGAGCUGCUGCUUCGCGACCAUCUUCACCAUGUCGCUGCGCGGGCUGGGCAAGCACACCAAGCGCGGCGGGUCGUGGCUUGUCGCCGCCAUCUCGGGCGGCACCGUGUGGCCGUCCAUGACGGGCGCCGUCGUCACUCGCUACAACGCCCACGUCGCCAUGUUCAUCCCCAUGACCGGAUACAUCGUGGGCAUGGUCUUUCCGAUCUACGUCAACCUGCGCCAGCGCGAGAGGAUGGACAUGCACCGCGCCACGGAGGUCGGUAUCGUCGUCCCUACGGAGAAGGAGCUCGAACUUGAGAGGCAGCAGAGCGUCAUCGAGGACGGCGGGAAGCCCCAGGCCGUUGAGAUCCGCGAGGAGGCAGAUCUCAAGUGA